This is a messenger RNA of Candoia aspera, 1830 nucleotides long. It is a transcript of the gene DPH7, whose product is annotated as diphthamide biosynthesis 7. Gene Ontology annotation, cellular component: cytoplasm. The transcript is spliced from 10 exons. The record is from RefSeq and is a predicted model, not a curated record. Gene Ontology annotation, molecular function: diphthine methylesterase activity; protein binding. Bases 105 to 1490 code for a protein of 461 amino acids. NCBI's taxonomy places the organism in Eukaryota, Metazoa, Chordata, Lepidosauria, Squamata, Candoiidae. Gene Ontology annotation, biological process: protein histidyl modification to diphthamide.
AAGAGCCGCGCCCGCUCGCGCCGCCUCCCGCCUCGCCUCGCCCCCUUCCCCAGCCCGCACCGAGGAGAGGAAGCCCGGCCCGGCCCGGAUGAACGCGCACUGAUAUGGCUUUCAGGUGCAAGAUACAAACUUUGCAGGUGGUUGAUACUGAAUAUAGCGCGGACACGGUGGAAUGGUGCCCUGUGGAAGGUUGGCACAACAUCCUGGCAUGUGGCACCUACCAGUUGAAGAAACUGGACUGCAAGCCUGGCCAGAGCUGUGGUGAGGACAGCGAACCUCACGUCCGUCUCGGACGUCUCUACGUCUACUCCUUUGAAGAUCAAAUUUUCACCCCACUGACAGAGAUCCAGAGGCUGGAAAUGGUGGCUAUAUUGGACAUUAAAUGGUGCCACAUUCCCAUUGCAGGACAUCCUGUUUUAGGCAUUGCAAAUGCCAAGGGAGUGGUGAAGCUUGCCCGCUUGAUGGGAAGUGAGAAGAGCUGCAGACUUCAGCCGCUGUGCAGUGUUGACCUAGGAGAUGAGUGCCUUGCUUUGUCGUUGGACUGGUCCACGGGACGAGAGCAGCACGGCCACCCCCUGCGACUGGUCAGCAGCGAUUCCAAAGGGAGAGUGACUUUGCUGUCUGUGGAUGAAUCUGGUUCUUCAGUGCACAUCUUGGAACAGUGGAAGGGACAUGACUUUGAAGCCUGGGUUGCUGCGUUCAACUACUGGAAUACACACAUUGUGUACUCAGGUGGAGAUGAUUGCAAACUACAGGGCUGGGAUACCCGGAGCAGCUCAAGACUUCCUCUCUUCACGAGCGAGCGGCACUCCAUGGGAGUCUGCAGCAUUCAAAGCCACCCGCUGCGGGAAAAUCUGCUGGCUACCGGAAGCUACGAUGAACACGUGCUUCUGUGGGACACCAGGAGGAUGCAGCAGCCCUUGGCUGACACCCACGUGCAAGGUGGGGUCUGGCGGUUGAAAUGGCAUCCAUCCCAGGAGUACUUACUGCUAGCUGCCUGCAUGCACAGUGGCUUCGUAAUCCUCAAUUGCCAGAGCAGUUUAGCAGAGAACGAAGAGAAAUGCACCAUUCUUUCCUCUUACUCCUUGCACAAUUCCUUGGCUUAUGGCGCUGAUUGGUCCAGGCUUCUCCCGAGCAACCCUUUGGAGAUGCCUACGGCUAUGCCGGUAAUUCAGAUGGAUCAAAGAGCCAGGAGGGAGGAUCUGAAAGUGCAGAACCUCAAGAUCAUUUAUGAAUCCCCCACGGCCACCUUCGACGUGCUGCUGGAAGAGGAGGAUCCAACCCCUGCAUCGCCAUCCCAAGCUUCAGAAGGUACCUUGGACCUGCAGGGGCCUCCUGCUGAUGGAAAAGCUGCAGAUACCAAAGCAAAUGAUGAUGUUCAGUCAGCCAAAGCCCAAAGGGAGACCAGCCUCCUAGCAACAUGCUCUUUUUAUGAUAAUGUUCUGCAUGUUUGGAAGUGGGAGGUCAGCCAGAGUUCCUCUCUGGCCUAAACCCACAGUCGGUGUGGAUGGAGGCCGCAGUGCACCUUGCCUUUUUUCUUUCUAUCAGCAGGGGGAGAAACAGAUGCUGAAACGAUGACUUUCACAAUGCCUUCUGUCUCCUAUGUUACGUUUUAUGUUACUGCUGGGGACCUCCAGUAGCUGAGUUUUGAAUGCUCCACAGGCAUUUCAGAGCUACGUUGCUGACUUGGUUCUUUUUUGCUUUAUAAUUUAAGGUAUCACAAAUUAUGGCAUUUUCAUACAAACAUGCUCAUUGGCACUGUAAAGAAGAUCUUUUGACUAAAAUAUAUUUUCGAUCUUUUUACAAUAAAAUGUAGCUUGUCUUAUAAGA